UUCCUGGCCGAGGGGGGCGGGCUGCUGCUGGCGCUGCGGGCCGAGGGGGCCGACGGCUUCCUGCCCGCCAUCGCCGGCGUCCCGGGCGGCCAGGGGCUCGACAGGCGGGGCGGCUCGCGGGCCGGCCUGGCCGAGUGCAUGGUGAUGGCCAGGCCGCUGACGGGGGGCAAAGAGGAGGGGUCGGUGACCUUCCUGCACGUCGAGGCCCUCCGCUGCUGGCUGCCAGAGGGCGCGCGGCUGGAUGUGGUGGUACUGUCGCGGGUCACGGACUUCUUCCUCGGGAUGAACGCGGGCACCUGGCUGCGCGUCCGGAUCCACGACAUGCGAAGAGGAACUUGCAUAAACGUGCGGUCGGGAUUUUUUGUUGGUUAG
Messenger RNA from Prorocentrum cordatum, 372 nucleotides. NCBI's taxonomy places the organism in Eukaryota, Dinophyceae, Prorocentrales, Prorocentraceae. The record is from the annotation of a GenBank genome assembly.